UCUGGCUUCACUCAACAACGUCUGUUCUCUAGAUUUUCAGAGGCCUUAAUUAGUGAAUUACAUCCCCAAUACAGUUAAAGUUAAAACCCUUUCGGAACUGAAGGCAUCGUUUUACCGUGCGCAGUGUUUGGUUUGUCAAGGAGUGUUGACAUUCACAAUUCAAGAGGUUAUAUACUUUUUAAAAUUCAACCAAAAUGGUUAUCGAACACAAAGUAAAGGGAUAUGAAAAUUUUGUUGAAUUCAUGAGUGCGUUAGACAGCAGUGGAAAGCCAAUUUAUGUUUAUUUCAGUGGUGAUAAAGCAAAUGGGGAGAGUUGGUGUCCGGACUGCAUAAAAGCUGAGCCAGUAGUUCGAGAACAACUGAAACAUGCCGAUCCUGAAUCUGUCUUCAUAUACGUCGAAGUAGGCGACAGACCAACGUGGAAAAAUCCACAAUGUCCCUUCAGAAAAGAUAGCAGGACUAAAUUGAUGCAAAUUCCAACUUUAGUACGAUGGGGGGGACCACAAAAACUAGCUGGUGAACAGUGUGAGAAGCCAGAGCUAGUUGAGAUGCUGUUCACAGAUGAAGAUUGAUUAUCACCUAUACAUAAAGCAUUUAAAUAAGAUUUAUUUUUCCAUAUACAUAAGAGAAUAAAUGAUUUUAUUGAUAUUUUGAGCUUUCAAAUUGAUAAAUUGUUACUGGACCGCA
This is a messenger RNA of Coccinella septempunctata (seven-spotted ladybird), 687 nucleotides long. RefSeq names its product thioredoxin domain-containing protein 17-like. Bases 195 to 572 code for a protein of 125 amino acids. Gene Ontology annotation, cellular component: cytosol. Gene Ontology annotation, molecular function: protein-disulfide reductase [NAD(P)H] activity. The transcript has 3 exons. Lineage: Eukaryota; Metazoa; Arthropoda; Insecta; Coleoptera; Coccinellidae. The record is from RefSeq and is a predicted model, not a curated record.